Messenger RNA from Neltuma alba, 3995 nucleotides. Its product is annotated as LRR receptor-like serine/threonine-protein kinase. Bases 359 to 3688 code for a protein of 1109 amino acids. Gene Ontology annotation, molecular function: protein kinase activity; ATP binding; protein binding. The record is from RefSeq and is a predicted model, not a curated record. NCBI's taxonomy places the organism in Eukaryota, Viridiplantae, Streptophyta, Magnoliopsida, Fabales, Fabaceae. The transcript is spliced from 2 exons. Gene Ontology annotation, biological process: protein phosphorylation.
UCUGUUGCUGUUGCUCACUGUCAAAUUAGAAAACAGUUAUAAUCCUUCCACCCACUCCUUUCUUCUUCAACAUAAACAAAUAUGCUUACAUUAUAUAAUUUUAUAAAACAAACCUAUCUUAAAUUCCAUUUUCUCCUCCUGCACAAAAGCAUCAUGGCCUAGCUGGUUUCUUGGAUCCGGAGACUUUGGGUCUUUAUUUUUUUUUCGUUUUAAACUUGUGUAUGUAUACAUACGACUCUUGGAAAAAACGAAGUAGCCCACAAGACAUGAUUUGGUUCCUUCUCGCUGUUCCUCCUCCCUAGGCUCAAACCUUUCUCUCUGUUCUUUCAUUGGAGUUCGUGGCAGCAUAGUUGGUGUAAUGCCUGAAAAUCCAUGGACCCUCUUCUUCCUAGUAGCUGCACUUUUGCUUCAUUCCCAAUGUUCUUUUAUUGUUUCUGCUGUUAACCCACAAGGGCAAGCUCUUCUUUCAUGGAAGGCGUCCCUGAACAGGUCCUUGGAGGUGCUGAGUAAUUGGGACCCAGUUGACAAUACUCCAUGUGGCUGGUUUGGAGUUAGCUGCAACUUCAAGAACGAGGUUGUGCAGUUAGAUCUGAGGUAUGUUGAUCUGCUUGGAAGCCUUCCUUCUAAUUUCACCUCGCUGAGUUCCUUGACUAAGCUUAUCCUCAUUGGAACGAACCUCACCGGUUCUAUACCAAAAGAGAUAGGCUUUCUUAGCAAUCUCACCUACUUGGACUUGAGUGACAAUGCCUUGACCGGUGAGAUCCCAAGUGAGCUUUGCUUUUUGCCUGAGCUUCAAGAACUUCAUCUGAACUCCAACCAGCUUGAAGGGUCUAUUCCAAUUGCAAUUGGGAAUCUCACGAAGUUGGAGUGGCUGAUCUUAUAUGAUAAUCAGCUUAGUGGUGAAAUUCCCCCAACGAUUGGCAAUCUGAAGAAUCUGCAAGUGAUUCGAGCUGGUGGAAACAAGAACCUUGAGGGUGCUUUGCCUCGAGAAAUAGGAAACUGUUCCAAGUUGGUCAUGUUGGGUUUAGCUGAAACAAGUAUCUCAGGAUUUCUUCCUCCAACUCUUGGCCUCCUCAAGAAGCUAAACACCAUUGCAAUUUACACUUCCCUCCUCUCUGGUCAGAUUCCUCCUGAACUCGGUGACUGCACUGAACUUGAGAACAUUUAUUUGUACGAGAACUCCCUCACUGGAUCAUUACCUAGCAGAUUGGGAAAUCUUAGGAAUCUCAAGAAUCUUCUUUUGUGGCAGAACAAUUUAGUUGGCACCAUCCCAUGGGAAAUUGGAAAUUGCUACCAGUUAUCUGUCAUUGACAUCUCAAUGAACUCGCUUACAGGAAGCAUUCCCAAGAGUUUCGGGAAUUUAACUGCUUUGGAAGAACUUCAACUUAGCGAAAACCAAAUUUCAGGGGAGAUUCCUGCAGAGCUGGGGAACUGCGAGCAACUCACUCACAUCGAGCUGGAUAACAAUCAAAUCACGGGGACGAUACCUUCCGAAUUUGGAAACCUCAGGAAUCUGACGUUGUUAUUCCUGUGGCAUAACAAGCUCGAAGGAAGCAUACCAUCUUCACUUUCCAAUUGCCAAAACCUUGAGGCUGUGGAUCUGUCACAGAACUCACUGACGGGUCCCAUACCGAAGGGGAUAUUCGAGCUCAAGAAUCUCAACAAGCUUUUGCUACUAUCUAAUAAUCUCUCCGGAAAUAUUCCAUCUGAAAUUGGAAAUUGUUCGUCUUUGAUUCGGUUCCGAGUGAGCAAAAAUAAGAUCACAGGGAGCAUACCCCCACAGAUUGGGAAUCUGAGAAACUUGAACUUUUUGGAUCUUGGAUACAAUCGGAUUUCCGGAGUUAUUCCGGAAGAGAUGUCAGGCUGCAGGAAUCUCACGUUUUUGGACCUACAUUCCAAUAUGAUCGCUGGGAGCUUGCCAGAGAGUCUGAGUGAGCUGGUCUCGCUUCAAUUCAUCGACUUCUCUGAUAACAUGGUCGAAGGUACACUGAGCCCGAGACUAGGAUCACUUGGUUCACUCACAAAACUGGUUCUCGGAAAGAAUCAUAUCUCGGGAUCAAUUCCGACUCAGCUCGGUUCCUGUUCGAAGCUUCAGUUGCUGGACCUUAGUAGCAACAAUUUCUCCGGUAAUAUCCCCGGCAGUCUUGGUGAUAUUCCGGGGCUUGAAAUUGCACUGAAUCUGAGCUUGAAUAAACUAUCAGGCGAGAUUCCUCAGGAGUUUUCAGCCUUGGUUAAGCUGGGGAUCUUAGACAUCUCCCACAACGAGCUCACCGGUAACCUCCACUAUCUCGCGGACCUCCAAAAUCUCGUCGUCCUCAAUAUCUCGUAUAACAAAUUCUCCGGGCGCAUCCCGGACACGCCUUUCUUCGCAAAGCUUCCUCUAAGUAUGCUCGCCGGCAACCCAUCGCUCUGCCUCUCCGUAAACCGAUGCGCGGAAGACGACUCCGGAAGCCGUUCGGGUAGGCGUGCGAAGACGGCGCGUAUAGCCAUGGUGGUUCUACUUUGCACCGCGUGUGUUCUGCUCUUGGCGGCGCUGUACGUCGUCGUCGCGGCAAAACAACGACAGAGGGGCCACGGUAACGAUCUCGACCCUGACGGGAGGGAUAGUGACAUGGAGAUGGGCCCACCAUGGGAGGUGACAGUGUACCAGAAGCUCGACCUGUCAAUUUCUGACGUGGCCAAGUGUCUCGCCGCUGGAAACGUCAUCGGACGCGGCCGAUCCGGGGUGGUUUACAGAGUGAACAUGCCAGAGGGAAUAGACAUGGCCGUGAAGAGGAUCCGGUCAUCGGAGAAAUUCUCAGCAGUGGCAUUCUCGUCGGAGAUAACAACAUUAGCGAGAAUACGACACCGUAAUAUCGUGAGGUUACUGGGCUGGGCGGCGAACCAGAAGACGAAGUUACUGUUUUAUGAUUACUUACCAAACGGUAAUCUGGAUACGCUAUUACACGAGGGGUGCACAGGAUUGAUCGAGUGGGAGACACGGUUCAAGAUAGCACUGGGCGUGGCGGAAGGCUUAGCUUAUUUACACCAUGACUGUGUGCCUGCUAUCUUGCACCGGGACGUAAAAGCGCACAACAUCUUGUUAGGAGACAGGUACGAGCCGUGUCUGGCAGAUUUUGGUUUCGCCAGAUUGGUACAGGACGACCCAGCUUCCUUCUCGGUGAAUCCACAGUUCGCUGGUUCUUACGGCUACAUUGCGCCGGAGUAUGGGUGCAUGCUGAAGAUAACAGAGAAGAGCGACGUGUAUAGCUAUGGAGUGGUACUACUAGAGAUAAUAACAGGGAAACGACCGGUGGAUGCGUCGUUUGGUGAGGGGCUACAUGUGAUAGAUUGGGUGAGAGAUCAUCUGAAGAGGAAGAAGGACCCUGUGGAGAUUGUGGAUCCAAAGCUUCAAGGCCACACAGACACACACAUCCAAGAGAUGCUUCAGGCACUGGGCAUCUCCCUUCUCUGUACCAGCACUCGCCCCGACAACCGCCCCACCAUGAAAGACGUCGCCGCUUUGCUCCGAGAAAUCCGCCACGAUCCUCCUCCCGCCGGCCACGACGCCCACAAGCCCAAGCUUUCCACCAACUCUUCUUCCUCCUCCUCCGUCACUCCCGCUCAGUUGUUGCUUCUUGAUCAUCCUUCCUCUCAUUCUUCAUCGCUUGCUUAUUCGUCUUCUACGCUGCAAGGAAGGAGCGCGUGAUAGAGCCUCAGUAUUAGCGUGCUGAGGAGUUAGAUAGUGAUUAGUUGUCUGGGGUAUUAAUUAGUUGAUAGUUAAUAACGUUGAGGUAAUUAUGGAAUUGUAAAGGUUAAGCAGGGGUGAUUUGGGUAUUGCGGUCGUUGAUUUACUACAAGGUUAGCUAAAUCACACGAGUGUACAGUAAUUAUGAGUUUAAUUCAGUUUGUCCCCCGCAAAUGCGACUACAUGCCAAAUUUCAGAGGCUGGAAGUCCUAUUCCUUGAACUUUCAUAUAAUACAGGUUGAUACGCCUAAGAAUUGGAUUUCUUGUU